This is a messenger RNA of Rubroshorea leprosula, 1747 nucleotides long. The record is from the annotation of a GenBank genome assembly. Lineage: Eukaryota; Viridiplantae; Streptophyta; Magnoliopsida; Malvales; Dipterocarpaceae.
GGAAUUACCUGUAUUUUCAAUCCAUUCAAUCAACGGAGCGGGAGUAAAACCCCUAAUUUUCCAUAAUAAAAGCCUUCCAAUUCUUUUGAUGGCCGCAUCGUUUUUCAAUCUACCUUCCCUGUUGCUUCUCUCCUCUUCGAUUCUCGAUUUCUUCUUUUCAAGACCUUAUAAUAAUCCUCGGAUUCUGAGUCGCCAGCCGUUUGUUUUUCUGACAUACUAGGAAUACUCUGCCGGGAACAAUGGGAAGACGUAAGGCGCAGCGAAAGGAGGCUUUGAUGUUAGAUGGUGAUGAUGAGUAUGGUAUCCUUGCUGAUUCAUUCUCAACAAUGUUGUGUGAUCCUGGUCGUGAAGAAGAGCAGCUUUAUGAAGAUAGUUUACUAGAAGAAGCUGUUGAUGCUUUGUAUGAGAAGAGGGGUGCUACACGGGAGAAAGCUUUGUCAGCCAUUGUGGAGUCUUUCAGUAGCAAAUUGCAGCAUCAAUUUGUGGAGAAGACAUUUGCCACGUUGCUGCAUCAGUGUCUGAACUGCAUUAAAAAGGGCUCCAGUAAAGAAAUAUAUUUAGCAUGUCAUACCAUUGGACUGCUUGCUUUGACUGUUGGCUUCGGGGACAAUGCUCGGAAAAUAGUGGAAGAAUCACUCACUCCUCUUUUGCAGGCCCUAAAAUCUGGGUUAGAGUCUGUGGAGAUAGCUUCUUUGCUGGAGUGUCUGGCCAUUGUUACAUUUGUUGGUGGAAAUCCAGAGGAAACAGAAAGAUCAAUGCAAAUUAUGUGGCAACUGAUUCAUCCUAAACAAGGUUCUAAGGUUCUUGCUGUCAGACCUGCUGCUGUAAUAACAGCAGUUGUAUCAGCCUGGUCAUUGCUUUUGACAACCCUUGAUGGAUGGGCACUCGAUCCUAAAGAUUGGCAACAGUUUAUUUCAUAUCUUUCUAGUCUGCUUGAUCAGGAUGAUCGAUCUGUUCGCAUUGCUGCUGGUGAAGCAUUGGCGCUAGUUUUUGAGAUAGGGGCCUUAGAGAAGUUUUCUGCUGAAAGUAAAGGGUCCAGUAAUGUCUCAGAUCAAGGUGGAAAUAAAUCUGAAGGACUCGUGUCCAUAGAAGGCUUGAGGACUGAAAUUUUGAAUCAAGUCAGAGAACUUUCUGUCGAGGCUGGUGGUAAAGGUACCAGAAAGAAAGAUCUUAACAGCCAGCGUAAUUUAUUCAAGGAUAUUUUGGAAUUUCUCAAGGAUGGUUGCUCUCCUGAAACAUCAAUGAAGAUUGGUAGGGAUUCACUAAAUGCAUCUACAUGGUCUCGGCUGAUUCAGUUGAACUAUCUGAAGCGCUUUCUGGGUGGAGGAUUCAACAAACACAUGCAGGAAAACGAAUUCCUUCAAGAUGUAUUUGAGUUCGUUCCAACAAAUUCUUGUCCUGAUGGCGAAUAUUUAAUGUCUAAAGCUGAGAAGAGAUACUACAAAUCACCAAACUCGGCGGUGAACAAAGCAAGGACCCGACAAUUGAAGGAGCUGCGGAUGCUAUCUGAGGAAUCGAGAUAUCAAUUUACGAGUUCUGCAAGCAGCACGAUUCCUAAGUAAUUUGUGUGCCCAAUUUCUCUGAUGUUCACUGUAAAAAACAUCGGUCCCCAUGCAGUCGGUACAGGUGAUGGGGAUGCCUAGAUACCACCGUGCCAUAUAUAACUCUCAAAAUUUUUGCAAUUUUGUUUGUGGAAAAGUUAAUUUUAUAAUUCUGUUUUAUAACAGUUAUGGAAUUAUUAUUUAAU